Naegleria gruberi is the source of this 406-nucleotide messenger RNA. RefSeq lists its product as uncharacterized. Lineage: Eukaryota; Heterolobosea; Eutetramitea; Acrasida; Naegleriidae. The record is from RefSeq and is a predicted model, not a curated record. The transcript has a single exon. The annotation marks the transcript as partial.
ACCCAAACCCAAACCCAAACCCAAACCCAAACCCAAACCCAAACCCAAACCCAAACCCAAACCCAAACCCAAACCCAAACCCAAACCCAAACCCAAACCCAAACCCAAACCCAAACCCAAACCCAAACCCAAACCCAAACCCAAACCCAAACCCAAACCCAAACCCAAACCCAAACCCAAACCCAAACCCAAACCCAAACCCAAACCCAAACCCAAACCCAAACCCAAACCCAAACCCAAACCCAAACCCAAACCCAAACCCAAACCCAAACCCAAACCCAAACCCAAACCCAAACCCAAACCCAAACCCAAACCCAAACCCAAACCCAAACCCAAACCCAAACCCAAACCCAAACCCAAACCCAAAAACCCAAACCUAAAAACCCAAACCCAAACCCAAACCUAA